Molecule: messenger RNA, 8397 nt
Organism: Epinephelus fuscoguttatus (brown-marbled grouper)
Lineage: Eukaryota; Metazoa; Chordata; Actinopteri; Perciformes; Serranidae
Gene: kcnh1b
Product: potassium voltage-gated channel, subfamily H (eag-related), member 1b
Exons: 11
Coding region: 203-3076 (957 amino acids)
Biological process (GO): potassium ion transmembrane transport; regulation of membrane potential
Cellular component (GO): membrane
Molecular function (GO): delayed rectifier potassium channel activity
Source: RefSeq, a predicted model, not a curated record
AGCUGUAUGGACCGCAGACCGCCUCGCGGAGGCUGCUCUCGGAGCGCGUGCUGCAGCCAUCUGCCAAUGAGGAGCCUGCUGACAGAGAGAGAGAGCGCGCGGGAGAGCGAGGCUCCUACUCUACAGCGCGCGGGGCUCGUGCAGCAUCAGAUAUGUGAGCGGCGGGAAGCAGCUCUGCCUCGCGCUGCAGGAGGACGGCAGGAUGGCGGGAGGACGGCGGGGUCUCGUGGCCCCUCAGAACACGUUCCUGGAGAACAUCGUCCGCCGGUCCAACGAUACCAACUUCGUGCUGGGGAACGCUCAGAUCGUGGACUGGCCCAUCGUCUACAGCAACGACGGCUUCUGCAAACUGUCCGGUUACCAUCGAGCUGAGGUGAUGCAGAAGAGCAGCACCUGCAGCUUCAUGUACGGAGAGCUGACUGACAAGGAGAUGACUGAAAAGGUUCGACAGACCUUUGAGAACUACGAGAUGAACUCCUUUGAGAUUCUGAUGUACAAGAAAAACCGGAUGCCAGUUUGGUUUUUCGUGAAGAUUGCACCAAUCCGAAACGAGCAGGACAAAGUGGUCCUCUUUCUCUGCACUUUCAGUGACAUCACCGCUUUCAAGCAGCCAAUCGAGGACGACUCUUCAAAAGGUUGGGGUAAAUUCGCCCGUCUAACUCGUGCGUUGACGAGCAGUCGAGGAGUUCUUCAGCAGCUCGCUCCGGCUGUCCAAAAAGGAGAGAACGUCCACAAACACUCACGGCUGGCUGAGGUUCUCCAGCUGGGCUCAGACAUCUUGCCCCAGUACAAACAGGAAACCCCGAAGACGCCGCCGCACAUCAUCCUGCACUACUGCCUCUUCAAGACCACGUGGGACUGGGUCAUCCUCAUCCUCACCUUCUACACCGCCAUCAUGGUGCCCUACAAUGUCUCCUUCAAAACCAAGCAAAACAACGUCACCUGGCUGGUGGUGGACAGCAUCGUGGACGUCAUCUUCCUCGUCGACAUCGUCCUCAACUUCCACACCACCUUCGUCGGCCCGGCCGGGGAGGUCAUCUCUGACCCCAAACUUAUCCGCAUGAACUACGUCAAGACCUGGUUCGUCAUCGACCUGCUGUCCUGCCUGCCUUAUGAUGUCAUCAACGCUUUUGAGAACGUCGACGAGGGGAUCAGCAGUCUCUUCAGCUCUCUCAAAGUGGUCCGCCUGCUGCGUUUGGGUCGGGUCGCCAGGAAGCUGGACCACUACAUCGAGUACGGUGCCGCCGUGCUGGUUUUACUGGUGUGCGUGUUCGGCCUGGCGGCCCACUGGCUGGCCUGCAUCUGGUACAGCAUCGGAGACUACGAGGUGAUCGACGAGGACACCAACAGCGUGAGGAUGGACAGCUGGCUGUUCCUGCUGGGGGAGACGGUGGGGACGCCGUACAGGUUCAACGCCUCGGGCUCUGGUCGCUGGGAGGGCGGGCCUAGCAAAGACUCGGUUUACAUCACCUCGCUGUACUUCACCAUGACCAGUCUGACCAGCAUCGGCUUCGGGAACAUCGCACCAAACACGGACGGAGAGAAGAUCUUCGCCGUGGCCAUGAUGAUGAUCGGAUCGCUGCUGUACGCCACCAUCUUUGGUAACGUCACCACCAUCUUCCAGCAGAUGUACGCCAACACCAACCGCUACCACGAGAUGCUCAACAGCGUGCGAGACUUCCUCAAACUCUACCAGGUCCCCAAAGGCCUGAGCGAGCGGGUGAUGGACUACAUCGUGUCCACCUGGUCCAUGUCCAGAGGCAUCGACACUGACAAGGUUCUGCAGAUUUGUCCAAAGGACAUGCGAGCGGACAUCUGUGUCCACCUCAACAGGAAGGUGUUUAAGGAACACCCGGCGUUCCGACUGGCCAGUGACGGCUGCCUGCGAGCCCUCGCCAUGGAGUUCCAGACCGUCCACAGCGCGCCAGGUGACCUCAUCUUCCAUGCCGGAGAGAGCGUGGACAGCCUCUGCUUCGUGGUGUCGGGGUCACUGGAGGUCAUCCAGGACGACGAGGUGGUGGCCAUUUUAGGUAAAGGCGACGUGUUUGGCGACGUGUUCUGGAAGGAGAUGACGUUGGCACAGUCGUGCGCUAACGUGCGGGCGUUGACCUACUGCGACCUCCACAUCAUCAAACGAGACGCGCUGCAGAAAGUCCUGGAGUUUUACUCCUCCUUCGCAAAUCACUUCGCCAGAAAUCUGGUGCUCACCUACAACCUGAGGAAGAGGAUCGUCUUCAGGAAGAUCAGUGAUGUGAAACGUGAGGAGGAGGAGAUGUUGAAGAGAAAGAACGAGGCUCCUUUAAACCUCCCUCCGGAUCACCCGGUUAGACGGCUCUUCCAGCGUUUUCGGCAGCAGAGGGAGGCAAGGCUCGCCAUGGAGCGGGCCGAACAGGGCGCCCGUGACGUGGAGAAAGGUGUCAUUCGCCUGGAGCCAGCCAGGGGUCCAGAGGUCCUGGCCUCCACCAGUAUAGUCAUGGUGACGGAGAGCCCAGCCACACCCACCACCUCCUCAACAUCCAUCGCGCCCUCUUCAUCCAGGACCUCAAGCCGAGUUAUGCUCCACACUCCCGCCACCCAAAACGGAAACCUGGUUGGCUGCAAAUCUGCAGAGCCGCCAAAAGCGAAAGGCUGGGGACGAUUCAAGGAAUCCGUCGUGAAGGCCGAGUCGUGGAGCAGCGUCUCUAAGGCCGAAUCCAUGGAGACGCUGCCCGAUAGAACUAAGUCUCAGGAUGAGAUGUCCCUCAAGAAAACCGACUCCUGUGACAGCGGCAUCACAAAGAGCGACCUCCGGUUGGACAGUGUCGGCGAAGCAAGAACACCGCAGGAGCAAAGCCCGGUCCAGUCUGACGAGAAGAGGGUCUUCUGUCCAAUUCCAGAGCAGAGCAUGCAAGCCUCCUUCCUGGAGCUGAAACAGGAGUUAAGAGGAGACAUCAGAUCUCUGAACAGUCGCAUGGCGGCGCUUGAGACUCAGCUGGCUGAGAUGCUGCGACUCCUCAAAUCCAGAAAGUCAUCUGGCUCCUUCUUCGAGAUCUCGCGGCCUCCUUCCCCUGACUCUGAUAAGGACAGCUUCUCCUAAACUUGACACAGAGUCGGUCCGCAGGAACUCGACCCUUUUGGCCUCCAGAUGUCAGAGAAGACCGUCUGACACAAAAGCACUUUGUUACGUUCAUGGCAACGCUCUGUGCGACGUCACAGACUGACAAGAUGUCAAAUGGGAGAGAGGAUGAAGCUGAUUUUUACUUUGAUCAGAGACUUUAGAGUCAUGACAGUCAUGAUGGCACCUUUGGUCCUCAGGAGGAUUUGGACCUUCUCAUGAUUUUGGCAAUAAUAAGAGAUGGCUUUAACGUUGUUUCAAACAGGGCUGUGACACUGUGAUGAAGGACAUUGCGUACUAAGGGUUGGUGAUUCAGUGGCUUUGCCCCGGUCUUGUGAGUUCUGGUCCACAAAGUCUGUUUAGCCGUUCCGAACCUUCAGAUACUCGAUUCAAGAGGACAGAUGAAUCUCAAACCUCUUAAACCGACAAAAUGAUGAUGGCGUCCAUGAUGGCGUCACAAAUUCCACGUAUCAUAGGCUGUUUUUUCUGACAGCACUGCAUGACACCAUAUCAAAGCAUCGCUCUGUGAUUGGUUGUUAAGAGCGUCAAUCAAAAGACGGACAUUCAGUGUAAGCAGAAGGCUGCUGAACUUGUUAAAGGACAUUGUGGGCCAGAGUUUCGGUCGAUGGUUCAGUUCACUGGGCGUCAGAAUGUUCCCACCUUCAUGCAGACUAAACACUGUGUGUACAGACUUUGAUGUUUGGGAUGUUCGGUGGCGUUUUUAUAUCCAGAACGAAUGUGAAAGAUUUGAUGCAGCUCGGUGACAAUGAGGCCCUAAAUGUGUCUGAUGUCUAAUUCCUGCACAGAGCUGGACAUUUGAUUGGUUAGUCUGGAUUCUUAGUUUUUAUAAAUAAAAUCAGUGUAUGCAUGUUUCCAUGUUGACUCAGCUCUGAUUGGAGGCCGCCAAGUUAACACAUCCCAAUUCAAACAUAAAACGAAUCUUACUGCUUCAGUGUAGAAGAUCACACAUGUUGGAUGGUAAUAAUUCUGAUCUCUGAAUGCGUCUGAAUUCAAGUGGAACAUGUUUUUACUCAUUGUACGUUCACUCUUUCGUUAAGUUGUUUUUAAAGAGAUGGUUUACAUUUACACAGUUUAUUGCUAAAGCACGGUUACAUCAUGUUUCAUGCAAAUUGGGUGGGCGGGGCUAACAGACCUGGCGAGGAGCCGCUACGAUAUGUAAAGCUCAGCAGCCACUGUUUGCUUUAAAGAGGCAACAGAUAGGAUUCAGGUUUUUUUUAGCUUGGCGCCACCUGGCGUCAGCGGUGUUGCAUCACACUGUCGCAACGACCAAACUGAGCGUGGGGAUCAGAGAUAAUCAAUAAAAUGUAGGCUGUAAAGCCACCAGUAUACCUCUAUGUAUAUGUAGAAUGAGAAGGUGUGUGGACACUCUACUGAAUAAAUGAGUAAAGAGACCGAGCAACAAUUAUCAGAUUUAUCUGAAGAAAAACAAAUAGUAAUGCAAAUAAUUAUAGCAGAAUGCACAGUACCAGUACAAACAGCUCACAGUAAAUGAUACCAAUAUGUACAGUACCAGUACAAACAGCUCACAGUAAAUGAUACCAAUAUGUACAGUACCAGUACAAACAGCUCACAGUAAAUGAUACCAAUAUGUACAGUAUCAGUACAAACAGCUCACAGUAAAUGAUACCAAUAUGUACAGUACCAGUACAAACAGCUCACAGUAAAUGAUACCAAUAUGUACAGUACCAGUACAAACAACAGUAGACACAGUGGAAUUAUACCAAUAUGCACAUGUAAACAGUCCCCAUUCUAGAAUAAACGCUACCGUAUGGAAACCAUGCGGCCGGUUGAGCUCAAAUUGAAUGGGAAACAAAGUCCAGUGUUCACUUAGCUGGGCGUAACUUAGCUGGGCGAUGUCCGUGGAUAGCUGCCUCCGUGAGAAGAGAACAGAAGGAAGGGAGGGGGGUAUCACUGUCCGAGGGCUGCCGUAGAAUGGCAACCAGGAUGUCAGCCGACCAACACUCGCUACCCGCUCCCUGGUUGCGGCGAUUUGCGAUGCUGGCCAGCUAGGAAUGAACUAGCAGCCAGUACAGUCCAGUCCUCUCUGGUCUAGCUAACAUUUAGCCGUGUUAUUUACUGAUCCAUUAGAAAGAAAGCUAGCUGGACAUGGGUUUUGAAGCCUCUUUGGUCACGGAGCUCCCUCCAUCUCUUGAACGCCUGACUGAGGUUUACUCUUGUUUUUCCUCUUCUUUUAUCACUCUCCUUUUUGCUCUUCUUUGCCUCCUCACACAGAGGAGCUCCUUUUCUUUUGCUAGGCCGUUUUUCACUUGUCUCCAAACUUUGUCCGUCUGCCAUUGUGCUCGUGACUCAACUAUCUCAUGCCCAACUCCUCAUAAGGACCAGCUCCAGUCCCUGAUUGGCUGACCGACCAGUUUCUCAAUACAUGACGCGUUUCCUGCCGUAAAGCAGAUUUUUUCCGUGAAAUUUCGCCCCAGGUGGCAGAAGCUUAUUGCAAAGAUUGCACAGCCACUAAGUAACCUAUGUAAACACUGAUAGUCUGAUUUUACUGUGGACACUGCCCUGUGCAACCCACAUUAUUUUCAUCAUGAUAUAUUUAGGAAAAGAUGCUGUCUGUUGCCUCUUUAAAUGAUCUCACCAUAGUUCUGACCUAUCAGAAAUUCAUCAGUUCAUCCAACAAGCAGAUCGUCCAUUGUUCAAACGUUGUGAACGUUGAAGAACAACUUAUCUGAAAGACAAUCGUCCUGACUCAAAAAUUGUUUGGGGGUGACCAAACCUGGAGCUAAAACUGAAGAAGAAGAAGAAGAAGAAGAAGAAGAAGAGGAAUCCACACAGUAUCUGUUUCUUAAAGUCAAGGAAGGAUCAUAAAACAAUCAUUUCAAGGAUGCUACGCCAUCAAAUCAUUGCCCUGUUCCGAUGUCAAAGGUCUGUCAAAUUUUCUUCAUUCGGAAAAUUUUCAGGGAUGCCUGUUUGUAUCCUCAGCACUCUUAAAGCACCCACAGUCCCAUGUGAAGGAUGCAUGGGUUCUGUUCCCUAACUUGGAAAAUUUUCCAGUGAACUUUCAGCAAAAUCUGCUUCUGAACAAAUUUUAUGGGAGAAAUGGGCAAUCCAGUUGUUGAAUCUUGACUCGUGAUGGAUCUACAGGGCCUGUUUUAAAAGUUUGUUCUGACUUCCAUGAGGCGAGGACACUGACACAUGGUCUUGGCAGUGCUUGUCUUUUAAAAAUAGUGCAAGACAAGAGCAAAGUGACGGCAUCCCCAAUGAUGCUAUAUGCAUUUGAAUGUUUGAAAUUUGUAAAUUUGUUAUCACCAUAAAUGUGUUGGAUCAAAGUAAAGCAAAACGUGUUUAUGCAAGUACAAACUGAGGCGCUGACAGUGCGAUCUCCUCCUGCAGACUGACACCAAUGCUCCAUUUCAACAAGAUAGUUGAGGAGCACAGUUGGCAAUACCACAUACGUUCCCUCCACUUUUUUAAAAUUGCUGCAUGGAGUUGGAGGCAGGACCUUUUCAAUGACGCACACAUGCACAACUGUUUUAUUUUAUGUUCUCUAAAUGCUUGGAAGCAGUCUGACCAAGGCUCUGUAGGACCCAACCUGAAGGGUGCUGUCCUGUCACGGAAGCAUCCUUGACUUUGAGAAGUAUCAUAAGACACCUUGACAAAGCAGUCAAAGCCGCACCGUUAAUAAAAAUCCUGCAACCUGACUGCACCUCUGCUUAACCCCCCCCAGGCUCCAGUCCCUCACAUGAAGCUGGUUCUCCGUUCUUGAAUUGGACGUCUCUUUGACUGGAUGGUGAAAACAUUCAAUCACUGCCAGGUUAGGAAACAUGUUAGCAUGCUCCUUCCACCACCAUCAAACCUCCAAAGGAUCCCAACUCCAUGUAGGCUGCCACCUCAUCCUCGGGCUGCAAAGUGUCAUGGCUGGAGUCCUCCACGUCGGUGACCAGUGUGACCACGGGGUCAAAGGUUACACUGGUGUCACUGACUUUCAAAAUAAAAGCAACUGCAGCUUGAUAAUAGUGAUUUAGAUGUCAGAAUAUUACACAUAUACUGCACAGCUUUUUACUGCAUUUUAUUCUGAAAAAAAAGCCCGCCUGCAUGGAGUUCAUCUUUACCAUGAAUUUAUAUAAAUACUUUUACUCGUUACACAGCGUUUUGCUGGUUACCCGUUGGAUACCUGACCCGGUGCAGGACGGCGUCUUGAGGCCAGUGUCAGGAGACAGAUGACAACAUGUUAAUGCUAAUGUAAUCAGAACCAGUGGAUUAGCGUGCUAGCACUAGAGCUAGCUUGGCUACCCUUGUCUUUUACAUCGUAGGUGUCCCUGGAGAGUCUUCUGAAGUAGUUGUACUGAAUGAGCUCUAGGACUCAUCGGUCGCUUUUAUUUUGGCAGCUUGAGAUGGCAGGAAGAGGCAGAUGGAGUCAAGUGAUUUUUUUCUGUCUGAUCAGCACAGACCGCCAUGUUGGGAAACGACCAUCAGUCCAGAACUGUAAGAUCAUUGUUGAAGCUGGGGAGUUUGUCUGUGUCGGACCUGCGGGAUGAUUGUAAAGCAGUCAAACGUGCGGAACACUGGAAUCACAGAACGGUUACAGCGAUGACUAACAGGAUGUGAUGCGAAGGAGCCAGCGCACAUCAGAUUGUUCCAGUGUUUCCCAGUGAUUAACCUGCACCAUGUGUCAGCGAACAGGCGAAACAACAUUCAACAUGCGAAGCAUCACGCACCUGUUUUCAGAGCAGCAGCGAGCUGUUGCUGAGGCUCCAUCAGGGCUCGACAGGCUCCCUGAAUGUUGCUGUCGCUUGUAGUUUAUAUGGACAGUUUUUUACGCCUAAUUCGCAAGAGUUGACUCGUUUAGUCUGAAGUCACAACAGCCAGUAGACUCCCAGGAGAGCUGUGACUGGCUCAGCUGAAUCCUUCUGUUUUCUACAUGGCUUGUACAGUUCUUCCUUUAGCAUUAGCCUUAGCCUUAGCUUUUGCUUUAGCAUCAUCAUCUGUGCCUCCAUCAAAGUUCCAGCGCAGGAAACUUCAAUAACUUUAUAUGCAACAUUUUCUCUUUGAACAUGACUGCUGUGAAUCGUCUCAACUUCAGUCGGGUUUACAGCCAACACGUCUCGUCCGUUAUGUUGAUUACAUGUAAUCUGAAGUAGCUUUGGUUAAAGAUGGAGAAAGCUAUCGUACUGGCUGUGUCACUUCUUUCACCUCCAUAUAUAAAACUUCUCCACCAAGAGGUGCAAGCUGUCAGUCAUCACACAGGAGUUUAUGGUACAAACACGAGGGAUUUAUUGGCCGCAUCUCCACAUUUACAUUCCUCUUUACUUCCUCCAAGGCAG